Aspergillus luchuensis is the source of this 1488-nucleotide messenger RNA. RefSeq lists its product as uncharacterized. The record is from RefSeq and is a predicted model, not a curated record. The coding region runs from base 1 to 1488 and encodes 495 amino acids. Lineage: Eukaryota; Fungi; Ascomycota; Eurotiomycetes; Eurotiales; Aspergillaceae. The transcript is spliced from 2 exons.
AUGUUAGAGAAAAAGGCAAGAUCUACCACAGUCAUGGCGGAGGAGCCUAUACCGCCCGCAACUGAGGAUGACAUGGCCGAGCAACCGGUGGACAUAGUUAUCCCGGAGCUCGAAGAAUAUGCGCAGGUUGCUGAGUGUCCCUAUACGACUCCAAUUAUUACUCUUAGGGUUUGCGGCAGCUUCUACAAGAUUCCACAGCAUUACCUUAAACCCUUCGAUAGUUUGCUAUGUGAUCCCGAUUAUAUGCACCCAGGUUAUCCCCACAACGAAUGCUAUCAUCGCGAGCUGUACAUUGACCCGCAAAGUGCCCAUACCUUUGUCCAUUACCUGUACACUGGACAGUAUGAGACACUUACAACCCCAUUUUAUGUCGAGUCAGCAGAUGACAUUCCUUCAAUAAUCAACACUCGCGAUAAAGAGGAGUUCGAGCGCGCAGUCUACGUAUAUCAGGCUGCCGUUAAGUACGAGAUCCCGGGGCUACUAAGCAUGGCGCAGCACUUUAUGGCCCGAUUUACCGAGAGAUUGUCAAUAGACGAUAUUCUACGUACCAUACAAUGUGUGUACGGCAGCCUUCUCGAUGAACAUUCUGGACACACGUGGCUUGAGGAUUUUGUUCGAGACCAGUUGGAUGUGGCAUUCAAAAACACGGAUGGAAAGUUGCGUCAAAUUAUCAGGGACUAUGGAAUUGGAAAUAGUGGAAGCUUCGAUAAUUUCGUUGUUGAUGAGGUCUUGGCACUCUACGAAAGGGAGCAAGACAGGAUGAAGAUCUUGGGCAAUCCAAGGGGAGGUCAUGAGCCUGUGCCUGAUCCUAUACUUGAGUCUGACUGUGAGCCUGAGCCUGCUUUUGAGCCUGAGCCUGCGUAUGAGCCUACGCCUGCGUAUGAGCCUGUGCCCAAGCCUGAGCCUGAGCCUGAGCCUGAGCUUGAGCCUGAGCCUGAUCUUGAGCUUCCGUGUGACCAAGCAUGUGAUCAUGAGCCAAUAUUCGAACCCAUUGAAGAUGAGCCAAGAAAACCUUCAACUCCAGAACCGGAGCCAGAGCAAGCAGAGCCCACUCCUGAGCCUGAAUUUAUAGCUCCUGGAAUACCCUUUCACCCUCUCUAUUCGGACUGGGACGAACUCGGAUACAAAGAGAGGAAGAAACGGGAGAAAGCUUUGAUCAAAAUGGGACAUCUCAUCCCCAGGAAAGAUUUCGAACUCCCUCUUCCGGAGUGUAAACCUCAUGCUUCAGGACCCACAUCUGAGGAUGGUUGGGGAAGUGUAUGGCCGUCGGCCUCUUCCAUAAAAAAGAAGAAAAAGAAGAAGCAAGAGACAUCAUCCCUUAACUGGGAAUCUUCUACCCCGGGUAAGGAUUUCGGAUCACCUAUCCCAACUGAUGAAUGUCCUCCUCAAGAGAUUGAACCUGAGCUCGUGCCCGAGCCCGAACCCAUUCCCAAGUCCAGCUCAUCUACUGGGUCCUGGGAGAUGCCAAACUCCAGCUACAAUGGAUAG